CGUCUUCUCGUUCAUUCUCGGUUGUGUAGCGCACGCUCCAUCUCCUGCUAUCUUCAUCUUUUCUCUCUCCAAAAUCUAGCCCUAAUUCUUCCAUCUCGUCUCUUUUGCUCUCGAACGCGUAGCCAUGGCUGGGGAGGAGACCACGCCAGCGGUGGUGGAGGAGAACGUCCAGGAUCCGGCGCCAGCGGAGCCCAAGUUGGAGGAUCCCCCGGCUAAGGCGACGGCCAAGCCGAAGAAGGCCAAGGAGCCCAAGGCUAAGAAGCCUUCCGCUCCCAAAAAGCCCCGAUCUCCUCCUGCCCACCCCCCUUACAUCGAGAUGAUCGGAGAGGCGAUCACUUCGCUGAAGGAGAGGACUGGAUCGAGCCAGUACGCGAUCACUAAGUUUAUUGAAGAUAAGCACAAGGCCUAUCUUCCCCCCAACUUCCGCAAGCUUCUCCUCGUCCAGCUGAAGAAGCUCACCGCCAGCGGUAAGCUUACCAAGGUCAAAAACUCGUACAAGCUGCCGCCCUCUCGCCCUCGAGCUCCGGCGAAGCCCGCCACCGCUGCGGCGAAGACGAAACCGAAACCCAAGCCCAAGCCCACUGCGGCCACCAAGCCCAAGCCCAAACCCAAGCCGAAGCCUGCUGCGGCAGCGAAGCCCAAGCCUAAGCCGAAGCCCAAGCCCAAGCCUGCUGCGGCAGCAAAGCCCAAGCCGAAGCCGAAGGCGCCGGCGCCGGCCGCGACCAAGCCCAAAGCUGCCGCCGCGAAGCCGAAGACGAAGCCUAAGCCUGCGGCGAAGGUAGCCAAGCCGAAGGCGAAGACCCGUCCGGCGAAGGCAGCUAAGACCUCGGCCAAGGACACGCCUGGGAAGAAGGCCAACCCGCCGGCGAAGCCUGCCGCCGCCCCGAAGAAGGCCGCCGCAGCCAAGGCGUCGCCGAAGAAGGCGAAGGCCGGGAAGGCCGCCGCGAAGCCUCCGGCGAGGAAGGCUCCUGCGAGGAAAGCCAAAAAGUAGAAUAUUUUUUUCUUUUUAAAUCCCGAGGAGCAGUUGUUUGUAAAUUCGAUGAUGUUGUGGGGUGUGCGCUGCGUUUGCAUACCUUUGUGGCUUUUUUUAGAGAAUGAAAAAUAUUUUCACACCA
Elaeis guineensis (African oil palm) is the source of this 1115-nucleotide messenger RNA. RefSeq lists its product as uncharacterized. Gene Ontology annotation, biological process: nucleosome assembly; chromosome condensation; negative regulation of DNA recombination. The record is from RefSeq and is a predicted model, not a curated record. Gene Ontology annotation, molecular function: structural constituent of chromatin; double-stranded DNA binding; nucleosomal DNA binding. Lineage: Eukaryota; Viridiplantae; Streptophyta; Magnoliopsida; Arecales; Arecaceae. Gene Ontology annotation, cellular component: nucleus; nucleosome.